AUGCAGAGUCCGGGGCCGCCAGGCUGGAGCGUUUCUCGCUCGAGCAGCGGCGGCCUUUUCGCCUUCGCUCCACAAGUGGACCACCGCCAUCAAGGCUGGCGACAUGGAGACGUAGAUGUCGAUGCAAGCGAGUGGAAGAACCAGCAGCAUGAAUACAGCACGCGGAGACGUGCGCCAACAGCUUGCGAUAUGUGUCGUAGAAGAAAGAUCAAGUGCGAGCUCGAGGGCUCCGCCAAUGUAUGCGUUCAGUGCACCCAGCGCAAGACCAGAGCGCAACAUGUGAGAUACUUAGAGACGCGCUUGAAGCAGCUUGAGUCUUUGUUACGGACUGCCGGUGUUCUUCCUCAGGACUAUAUCAAUGAGGAGCACUCUCGCCAGGAUGAUGAAGAGCUCUUGGAUUAUGAAGAUGAAAAUGACAGUGACGAUGACGACGAUGACGAUGAUGAGCAAAAGACUGUCACUCCCAAUUCAUCAACCUCGUCGCACUCUGAGACCAAACGGAAUGAGGAUUCUCCUGCGCCUCACCUCUCGCUGCUCAAAUCGUGGCUGGAAGGGGAGCCACGAUAUUUUGGUCACGCGUCGAGUCUAUCCAUUUUGUCUCAAGAAGGGAUCCAGUGGAUCAGGGAAAAAUCAGGCGAGACCGAUUUCCCCAACACCCUCCUUUCCCAGCCAUGCUGGCAAACGAGACCGGGGGGCCAAUGGCGGCCGGAUGUGUUUCACGACAUCUUCUCGUGCCGAGUCUACAAGGCCCUGCCACCCCGGUCAGAGGUUUUCGCCCUCCUGAAAACCUACUUUCAGACCAUUAACCGGAUCUUCCCCGUCUACCAUGAAGAGUCCUUUAUGCGAAUGCUGGAAUGGCAGUACACUCAGCAGACUUGCACCGAUGUCGCCCGAUGGGCGAGUAUUAACAUUCUGCUGGCCCUCAGCUACCGAUACCGGCAAAGCCACGGCCCACGGCCGGAGAAAGACAACGAGAAAGCCUGGCUGUAUUUCAAAAAUGCUGCCUCCGUCCUGACGGAGCUGAGCUUGCGGCGUAGCGAUCUCCUGAGCAUCCAGGCGUUACUGGCUAUGGCCAUCUUUCUUCGAGGCAACUGUGGUCUUGGGGCAACGGUUCCUGUCGUCACGGCGGCGAUUCGAUCCUGCCACUCAUUAGGUCUCCAUAAACGUUUGCCUCGCUCCGAUCUGUCACCAGUAGAGCAAGAACAAAGAAAGAGGGUUUUCUGGAUUGCCUACUUUUUUGAUCAAACCAUCUCGAUCAACGUAGGGACGGCUGCGCUGCAGGAUUACGAAGAUUUCGACGUUGACUUGCCAAGCGACGAUCUUUCGGAAGGAGCAGCAGUGUCGGAAAUGGGCCGACAGAACUGCGGCGUGCGCUACUUCCGGACCUUAUGUCAGCAUACGGUUAUCAGGAGCCGAAUUUACAAGGAAUUGUAUUCGACAAAGGCCCUUACCAAGUCCAUUUCCGAGGUUCGUGCGACAGUGAACAAAUUGAGCGCAGAAUUGGAAAAAUGGAAGCGAGACAACCCGUAUAUCAGCGUACCAUCGUCCGCAGAUGCCGCGAAAGAUGAUGUGGAGUUGAUUUCGAGAAUCGGGCAGCGCCUUUCUUAUUAUAACUCGUUAAUUAUAAUCCAUCGGAUGCCUUUCUUACAUGAAGUGCUAGUCUGGAGGGGUCACCCGUCCCUUUCGGGUCCCAAUGUCGAUUACAAAUCCAUCUAUGGCGAGUCUUAUGAGUCGAUUCAGUUAUGCGUCCAGGCGGCACGAGACUCACUAAAACUGAUCAAUCAGCUGCCCUGGAGAGAUAUCGGAUACGCCUGGUCUCUUUUGGAUUAUCUUUUUGUUGCGGUCAUGAUUGUCUUUGGCAGCAUCCUCCGGGAGACGAAGGACCCCAAGACGCAGGAGGAUCUCAAAUUGCUGAACACGGCAGUGACUUACUUUAACACGCUUGCUCCUCAGAAUGGUCGGUCCAAGACGGCCAAGUUCAUGGCCACGAUGAGCUCUAUUAUGGAACGGGUAGCCAAGAAAGUGGUCGAAAAGGAAGCGAACGAGACGAAAGCUCCGAACAGUGUUUCCACGAAACAGCAAGGCUCAACGGGACCUGCUGCCAGCACAGAUGGCGAUGUGCAGAUUCCUGAUAUUGAGGGGUUCCCCCCGGUGAAUUCAUCCGGCUACGUUGUUCCAGGAAGUCCUUCCGAACAGUGCUCGUCGUCGUUCGUUCCAGGGAGUAUACCUCCUGCAGAUGUCGAUACGACAGUUGAUAUGACCGGUUUAAGACCACCGCAAGAUAUAGACCAGCUGAGCACUGCCCCCAGCUAUCCGUGGCUUCUUCCGGAUGCGUAUUCUUCGUUCGCCAACGACCGGUCCGUUCCGUCCGAGCUGUGGCAGAUCCCCAUUACGGCUGAGUGGCAGCUUCUCGAUCAGUUUCCAGAACUGCAGACCAACCCAAUGUCGCAGACGAUGGAGCAGGGCGUGGAUGCCAAUGCUGUUCCAGAUAUGGGGCAAGACCUAUUCAAUCAAACUGGGUGGCACUGUUAUGGAUAG
Rasamsonia emersonii CBS 393.64 is the source of this 2538-nucleotide messenger RNA. Its product is annotated as C6 transcription factor. The record is from RefSeq and is a predicted model, not a curated record. Gene Ontology annotation, molecular function: DNA binding; DNA-binding transcription factor activity, RNA polymerase II-specific; zinc ion binding. Gene Ontology annotation, biological process: DNA-templated transcription; regulation of DNA-templated transcription. The transcript has 7 exons. Bases 1 to 2538 code for a protein of 845 amino acids. NCBI's taxonomy places the organism in Eukaryota, Fungi, Ascomycota, Eurotiomycetes, Eurotiales, Trichocomaceae.